Phalaenopsis equestris is the source of this 1426-nucleotide messenger RNA. Its product is annotated as S-adenosylmethionine decarboxylase proenzyme-like. Gene Ontology annotation, molecular function: adenosylmethionine decarboxylase activity. The transcript has a single exon. Gene Ontology annotation, biological process: spermine biosynthetic process; spermidine biosynthetic process. The record is from RefSeq and is a predicted model, not a curated record. Gene Ontology annotation, cellular component: cytosol. Lineage: Eukaryota; Viridiplantae; Streptophyta; Magnoliopsida; Asparagales; Orchidaceae. The coding region runs from base 168 to 1268 and encodes 366 amino acids.
UGUUGGGUAUAGCUUAAUUAGUGCAGGGAUUUCCCUGCACUAUUGCUUUGAUUUUCUCUGCUUUGCUGCUCACCAAUUCAUAACCAUUCCUUCAACCCUGUCUUCUUCUUCUGUGUUUUUCAUCUUUCUUCUCCUGCAUCAUCUGCUGCUCUGUCAAGCUUGAACUGAUGGCCCUCUCGUCGAUUGGAUUCGAAGGAUAUGAGAAGCGCCUUGAAAUCACCUUCGCAGAAGCUCCUUUGCUAGUCGAUCCUCAUGGCCACGGCCUUCGUGCUCUCAGCCGGCCCCAAAUUGACUCCAUUCUGGAGCCUGCAAAAUGCACCAUUGUCGCAAAGCUUUCCAACAUGGAUUUUGAUUCCUACAUUCUCUCUGAAUCGAGCCUUUUUGUGUACCCAUACAAGAUAAUUUUGAAGACUUGUGGCACUACCAGGCUCCUGGCAUCAAUUCCUGUGAUCCUGAAUCUGGCCGCUGAGCUUUCACUAUCUGUAAUGGCAGUGAAGUACUCUAGAGGAAGCUUCAUAUUCCCAAAAGCACAGCCUUCUCCCCACAGAAGCUUCUCUGAAGAAGUAGGAGUUCUCAAUAUGUUCUUCGGCCACCUUGCAUCUGGUGGGGCUGCUUAUGUUAUCGGUAAUCCAUCGGCGCCGAACCAGAACUGGCAUGUUUAUUAUGCUUCUGAGAAGCCUGAACAUUCAAUGGUGACAGUUGAGAUGUGCAUGACCCGAUUAAACAGUGAGAAAGCAACUGUCUUCUUCAAGAAUUCUGCUGGCGGCAAUGUUUCAUCUGCUGGAAUGAUGACUGAAAGAUCUGGGAUUCCUCGUAUCAUCCCUGAAAUGGAAAUAUGUGACUUUGAAUUCCACCCCUGCGGGUAUUCGAUGAAUGGAAUCAAAGGCAAAGCUUUUUCAACCAUUCACGUCACGCCAGAGGAGGGAUUCAGUUAUGCGAGCUAUGAAGCAAUGGGCUUUGAGCCAAGCAAGCUGAGCUAUGGCAAUCUGAUUGGGAGGGUUCUUAGGUGCUUUGAUCCUGCAGAGUUUUCUGUGGCAGUCACAAUCUUUGGUGGGCGCCCCUUUGCUUGCUCAUUUGGUCGGAAGCUAGAUGUUCAUGGAUACAUGCGCAGGGAUUGUGUGGAGCAGAAGCUCCGAGGCGGCGGACUGCUCGUGUAUCAAAGCUUCUCUGUUUCGGCCAUAGAUGAAACUAACUCUCCGAGGUCUAUUCUGCAUUGCUGGGAAGGGGUGAAUGAGGAUGAGAAGAGCAGGAAGGAGAUGGUGUUCUGAGAAUUAUAUGAUUAAUGGUGAAAGAGUGAAUUUCUACUGUUGCUUUAUAAUAAAAAUGUCUGUUGUAGACUUUUCCUGGUCAAGCGGGCAUUAGGUUACCGUUGCUUUUGAUUUGUUUUUCUUUGAUGCUUGUUUUGUUGUUUACCCGUCUCUAGUUU